This is a messenger RNA of Malassezia pachydermatis, 1257 nucleotides long. RefSeq lists its product as hypothetical. Bases 1 to 1257 code for a protein of 418 amino acids. The record is from RefSeq and is a predicted model, not a curated record. Lineage: Eukaryota; Fungi; Basidiomycota; Malasseziomycetes; Malasseziales; Malasseziaceae. The transcript has a single exon.
AUGCGAUUGCUAUUCUCAUUGACCUUGGCUGCCCUGUUGUGUAUUGUCACUGUCAACGCUGCUGAUGCAGGUGACCAGGCUUUGUUCGAAAAGCGUCAAGCCUCUAAGCCCAAGCAGGCACAGAUCGUAGAGACUGCUAAAUCUGACCCUGUUGCUGCAGCGAAGAUGGUCUUGCAAAUUAAAGAUAUUGAUAAGACUGACGAUGGCACGUGGAACAAGUACGCGAACAUCAGUGGCAAUGCUGACGCCAAGCAAGUGCCAUGGGCGAAGGGCGUUGAAUUUCAGCAGAGUCCCAGUGCAAACCUGGUUGAUGGCGAGUCCUUCAGCAACGUUCCCAAGGACUUCUAUAUGUUUGAGCGCAAAGAAUGGGAAGUGAAAGACAAGCAUGGUCGUAACGGAACACAGCCAUAUUACAUCAACAAAGGUCUCAACGCGGGUAAGGUCAAGCGAGCUGUGCUUGUCGUCCCCGGUUAUUACCGCGACUCUUGGAACUAUAUCAACAUGUUUGGCAAUGCGUACAACAUUGCGAAGGACAAGCAUGGUGUUGAGGAUGGUACUGUGCUGAUUGCGUCACUGAUGGUGUUGAAUCAAAAGGAUAAGGAGACGGGUGCGGUGAAGGAUGACUGGCUGUAUUACAAGGAUGGAGGCUGGAGCGUUGCUGGAAUGACGCAUGGUCCGGGUGAUCUGUCCAUUAGCUCUUUCAAGUUGAUGGAUAUGUUCAUCAGCAAGAUUCUUGGAGAGUAUCCCGGUAUUGAGACAGUAGUAGUGGCUGGCCAUUCGCUUGGUGCGCAGGCCGUGAUGCGCUAUGCUGCUAUCAAGGGCAGCAGCCAUGACGACAAGCUCAAGUUCUGGAUCGGAAACCCUGGUACCUACGUUUAUCUGAACAGCAAGCGUCCUCUGUCUACGGACGACUGUGCUUCUUAUGACGACUUCCCCAAUGGCAUUGACAAGACUGAUACGCUACCAGCCUAUGCAGGUGGCAAGAGUGCGGAUCAGAUUCGCAGUGCAUAUUUGGCACGCAGUGUGACGUACGCACUUGGACUGGAUGACAACGGUGUAUCGUCGUAUGCAUGUGACUCUAUGGCCCAGGGGCAUAACCGUUUGGAGCGGUCCGCGUACUAUAUUGAACAUUUGGAGUCUGUGAAUGGUGGAUCUUUCCCUUCGUCACACCACGCUGACUACUUGGAGGGCCUUUCACACCAAGAUUAUCCAACAAUUGCGGCGGAUGUUAGUAUCAACCGUAUUUUCAUUGAGUAG